Cyprinus carpio (common carp) is the source of this 1593-nucleotide messenger RNA. RefSeq lists its product as uncharacterized. The record is from RefSeq and is a predicted model, not a curated record. Bases 1 to 624 code for a protein of 207 amino acids. Gene Ontology annotation, cellular component: cytosol. Gene Ontology annotation, molecular function: phosphatidylinositol-3-phosphate binding; phosphatidylinositol-5-phosphate binding; phosphatidylinositol-4-phosphate binding. Lineage: Eukaryota; Metazoa; Chordata; Actinopteri; Cypriniformes; Cyprinidae. The transcript has 6 exons.
AUGCCUCUGGUCCUGAGGGCUCUUCCUCUCAUAAACCCGCUCUGUCCGGUUCAGAGCCAUGAACUUGUGUUAAGUGUGAAGUGUUAUAUGAGUCAUGGUGAUGUCUCAGGGUUUGAGCAGGACACGUCGCCUGAGGAGCAGCCACAGCUGACCACCAAACCGACUGAUGCAGAAGAAAACUGCAGGAAUACUGAAGAUGUGGAAUCUGGAAAUGCCAACUUGGAGAACAAGGAGAAAGCAUCCGUGUCCCGAUCGGCCUCUAUUAAAGAGUCUCUUCUGAAGGCCGCGGGUCCUAAACCAGUGCUGAACCAGGACCGAUCAGAGCCCAAACACACCAGUCCACUGGAGUACCGCAGGACUCUGGCCACUCAGAACAGCUUACAGACGGCCUUCAUGGUGCGCGUGGGCACUGAGGAAGAUGAAGAGGAGGAGGAGGAGGAGGAUGAGAAGCCCUCUAGUCAAGAGCAGGACGUGUCGUAUGAGCUGAGCAACAGCAAACACAGCACACUGAUGUCAGUGAACAGUCUGUCGACUCCGCCCCAGUCUCCAAGCUCCUCCUCCUCUCCCCCGCCUCCGCCCUCCCCCCCACAGCUGACGGACGGAUCACACUUCAUGUGUGUGUGAGCAGAGAGACGGACGACAGCCCCUCCACCGACAUCAGUGAAGCGGCAUGUGAGGGGAUGUCCCGCCGUGAGCCAAACACAUCAUCAUCAUCAUCAGCAGACAGAGGAGUGCCGCCCAUCAGCUGACGGACACACAGCGACGUCCAGGCCUUAGUUCAAACCAUUCUUUUAUAGUGAUUAUUAUUUCUAUUCCUCUUGAGUUUCCUGAAGCAUCUGUAGAUGCCAGAGUUUUAAUGUUUGAUUGGGUGUGCAGACGCGCCUGAGGUGCGAUCAAACCCUCGCUCGUGUACACUACAGCGCCCAGACUCACUCUCAACAGGAAGUGGAGCGUAAAAAGGCCAUGAUCGCACUGGUUUUAUUCAGACUGCCGAGGGUCACCACCGUUGGCUUGUUUUAUAUGGAUUUUAAUCAGUCGCUCCCAGUGUUUUUAGUACUCCUAUCUUUUGCACUGUCUGACACCCAUCGUUUCUUUUUUGCUAUCAGACGAUUAGUGUCUGUAUAAACGAUGUACAACUAUAAAGUGUCAAUAAGGUGCCGCCGUACUGCUGGCGAUGGACAGGAUUUGUAAAUGAUCUGUAUGUUGGAUAGUCCGCAGUAGCCACCACACUGUUUCCCGACACACUCAUGAAUGUUCCAGCUUAUGUUUUAUUUUUCUAUGGCUGAGAUAUAUUUAACUAGAGAGACGAGUACAGAGUAUUACAGUUUUAAGAAGAGUAUUCCAGAGGUUGGCUUUAGUUUGAGGAGAAUAGCACACGAGGAGCAAGCGUUUAAAACAGUUGAUAAAGCAAUAAGCAGGGUUUGGUGUUCCACUUCGAUGUAUAAACUGUAAAGUUCAUGAUGUAUAUACUGUACACCAUACAAUGAGCAGAGCAGAGACACCGAAGAGGUUAUGUAUCAGAGUCAAUAUGCAAAUGUUCAUAUUUCAUCUGUUUUAUAUCAUGUGAAAUAAAUGUUGAUGUUCUUAUAUAUA